UCCACGGUCCUGCGCUGGGAAUUCUGAUUUUACACACUCUCAAGGUUUUGUGUCAUGGGAGCGAAAUUUGCAGUUGGAGCCAACCUGUUCAUCCAGAGUUUUUAUACUUACAUUAUUUUAGUUAUUUUGUUUUUGUUUGUGCUUUUGUGUUUGUGUUUGUGGUUAAAACGUCUGCAUUGUAGGGUUGUCCGGGUAGCCAGUGCGUUUCUCUGAAUAGUUUUUUUCUCUCCAGUAAUUUAAUCCAUUUAAUAGUGGAAGGCUUUUAUCUGGAAAUCAUAUUAAACCGUAUUUGACUUGCAAAGAUCAUGUUCUUCGGGUUGCUUGUCGUUGCCUUAUGCGUUUUAUUAAUCUCGUGUGUUCUCAUUUUAUUUAGUUAUGGGACUUGUGACUUUUGUUUCAACAUCGGAGGUGGAAGCUUUUCACACAUAGGAAUAAUGUUAGUGUUGUAGGCUGUUUGUAGGCCUAUGGGUUUUUCUCCUGUAGGCUAGCUGACGACAUGCGUAGCCUACGUACAGCCUCCUGCGAGCAGUCACCAGCACAGCAUCGCAAGUGGUCGAGCCACCCAGCGCAGCCUGCAGGGACUGGGAACAUGUUUACCUAAACACCCCUCUGUCAAAACAUCAAAACAAACCGGCAGUCUGAUUUAGGGUGACUGAAUACGCUGUUAGAGAAGAAAUCGUCUCAUGGUAAUCUGUCUUGCCGUUCCAAAGCAGCGGAGAGCGGUCCCUGUGCGGUGCGACGCAACAAAUGGCAACUUGUGCAGUAACCAACUACAGUAAUGUGGUGAAGGCCCCAGGCUCAGAUUCAGAUGAUGAGGACAAGCUGCACAUCGUGGAGGAGGACGGGAGUCUGGCAGACGGGGCUGACUGUGACAGCAACGUACCCAGUGAAGAUCACAACGGAGACCGCUGGGAUGAAGUGAGGGAGGAGUGUGGUUCUGAUGGGGAGGAUGACGGCAGUACAGAUGCUCUGGUGGAGGAGAUACUGCAGCAGGGAGACACGACCAUCAUUUACCCAGAAGCCCCUGAGGACGAGCCACGACAGGGGACUCCUGAGGCCAGCGGACAUGACGAGAAUGGCACUCCGGAUGCAUUCUCCCAGCUCCUCACCUGUCCCUACUGUGCCCGUGGCUACAAGCGCUACACAUCCCUGAAGGAGCACAUCAAGCUGCGCCACGAGAAGAGCGAGGACAACUUCAGCUGCUCCCAGUGCAGCUACACCUUCGCCUACCGCACUCAGCUGGAGAGACACAUGACAGCCCACAAAGCUAGCAGAGACCAGAGGCAUGUGACGCAGUCGGGGGGCAACCGAAAAUUCAAGUGCACUGAAUGUGAAAAAGCAUUUAAGUACAAGCACCACCUGAAGGAGCACCUACGCAUCCACAGCGGAGAGAAGCCAUACGAGUGCUCCAACUGUAAGAAGCGUUUCUCCCACUCGGGCUCCUACAGCUCCCACAUUAGCAGUAAGAAGUGCAUCGGUGUGAUCUCAGCAGUCAACGGCCGCCCCCGGCCCGGCGCCAAGACCUCCCAGUGCUCAUCCCCAGCCAUGCCCGCCUCGCCCUCCUCCACCACAACACGCACCCAGAUCCGGGACAAACCCUUGCAAGAACAACUACCCCUCAACCAGAUCAAGAGCGAGCCAAUGGACUACGAGUACAAGCCCAUGGUAGUGUCUCCAGCAGCGGGGGCGACAGGAGUGAACGGUCAUGGAGGAGGGGUGUUCAACGGGGGUGCGGCUGCCCCCCUGCAGGGCACGGUGCAUGCGGUGAUGCUCCCCACCAUGGGUCUGGUCUCUCCCAUCAGCAUCAACCUGGCAGACCUACAGAACGUCUUGAAGGUGGCGGUGGACGGUAACAUGAUCAGACAGAUGUUGCAGAACAACGCCAAGGCAGCGGGGACCGGCAUGGGGGCGACAGGCGUUCCUCACCAGCAGCUCAUCUCAGCCAUCAGUCUGCCCAUCAUGGGUCAGGAUGGCAACGCCACCAAAAUCAUCAUCAACUACAGCCUGGACCCCAGCCAGACCCAGACCCAGGCCCAGCUCCAGACCCAGACCCAGCUCACUGCCCAGAACCUGAAAAAGGAGCCCCAGACCCUGGCUACAACACCAGGCCAGGCCCAGGCCGCCACGGAGCCCUGCAGCAAGACCCAGCAGAAACUCCCAGAGGACCUGACAGUUAGCAGGCCCCCCAGGAGCAAAGAGGAGAAGAUGGAAGAGGACACUACUAAGACCUGUCUGCUCUGUAACGACUGCCCCGACGGUCUGGACGCGCUCCACACACUCAAGCACUGUAAGAAAGCCUCAGGCCUCAGGAUCAAUGGGGACAAAUCAGAGUCUGCCAUCGAUUCGUUAUUGUCCGAGGGGUUCGGGGGCCAGCCCAAGAACCUUCUGUCUCUCCUCAAGGCCUACUUCACCUUAAACGUUGAGCCCACCAAGGAGGAGCUCAGCAAGAUCUCCGACUCAGUCAGCCUGCCUGCCGACGUAGUCAAGAAGUGGUUUGACAAGAUGCAGAGCGGUCAGGUCUCACUAGGGGCCCCGACACCUCCGUCUGAGGAAGAAGGGCCCUUGUCUGAGUGUGAUGGGGCCAUAGUUGUGUCCCCUAAACUAAGAUCAGAGCAGGACACAGAGGGCCCCACCCUGAUGCAGUCCAGCCCAGCUGAGGCCACUCCGGCUGAGGUUAAUGGCUCUGGGCGCUCCCCGGCCUCCCCCACACCACUAAACCUGACCACUGGGGGGCACGUCCCAACCAAACCAUCCUCUUCAGACAGCACUGAGGGCCCCCUGGACCUGUCGCUACCAAAGCCCACCCGAGAGGAGACCUCUUACCAAGCCACUGUUUACUCCCAUCAGGACAAACCCCUGAACUUGACGAAGACUUGCACAACCAAGAAAGAACUUCCGCUCUCUGCCGGCCACCAAGUGACUAGCCAACCCGUGUCCUUGUACACCGCCAGCCCAAAAAGUGCCAACCCCAUCAGCAUCAUGACCACUCAGCUGCCCAGCGGGACCAUCUAUGCCAUCACUGAUCAGGGCAGCGCGGGCGUGCCCUGCCUCCGAGCACUCACCACCAAUAACAACCAGACUAUUCUCAUCCCGCAGUUGGCCUACACCUAUACCACUACAGCUACAGCCAGCAGCCCUGCAGGGACAGAGACACAGGAGAAGACCACACUGCAGAUCAACGGCAUCAAGGAGGAGCGUCAGGACACCAGCUCAGAGGGCGUGUCUACCAUAGAGGAGCAGAAUGACUCAGACUCCACCCCUUCCAGGAAGAAAAUGAGGAAGACGGAGAGUGGGAUGUACGCCUGCGACCUGUGUGACAAGAUCUUCCAGAAGAGCAGCUCUCUGCUCCGACAUAAAUACGAACACACAGGCAAGAGACCCCACGAGUGCGGCAUCUGCAGGAAGGCCUUCAAACACAAGCACCACUUGAUAGAACACAUGCGUCUCCACUCCGGAGAGAAACCCUACCAGUGCGACAAGUGUGGCAAGCGCUUCUCUCACUCAGGCUCUUACUCCCAGCACAUGAACCACCGCUACUCCUAUUGCAAGAAGGAGGUGCAGGAAGGAGGUCAGGGAGGUGUAGAGGAGGAAGUUCUGGAGAUGGAGAGCCCCGUUGGGUUGGGCCUGGGAGGGGAGCAGCAGGAGCAGUCAGACAGCAGGCCCACCUCCUCUCCUCCCUCCCACCUGGACUCUGACGAGCGAGGGAGCAGCACCAGGGAGGACGAGGAGGAGAGCGAGGAGGAGGACAUGGAGACAGCGGCAGGGGAGGCGGUGGAGGGAGAUCCGGACAGUGUUCUGGAUAUGGAUGAUAUAAAAGUGGUGCGGAUAGGAGAUGAGGGAGGGGACGAGGAGGAAGAGGAGGAGGAGGGGGAGGGAGAGGGGGAAGACACUGUUCAGGAGGGGGGGGAGAAUGAGGAAGAGGAAGAGCAUGGAGUGAAGAGAGUUGUGGUAGGGGGUGAAGAGGAGGAAGAGGAAGGGGAGGGGAUAGUGGGGGUUGAAGUAAAGGAAGAGCAGGAGGAAGAGGAGGUUACGGGGGAAAAGGCAGAUACAAGGCAAAAAGAGGUGCAGGAGAACAGUGAGAAAGAGGAGGAACAUGGAGGAGAGAAGGAGCAGGCUGAGAAGAAGGUGGAGGAGGAGCAGUCAGAGCAGGCUGAGGAGGAGGCGAAGGAGGAGACGAUGGACACAGAGGAAAGAGUGACCUCAGAGGAGAAGGAAGAAUCAGGGGAGGUCAUGAAAGAGAAUGAAGGUGAAACAAACGGGAACACUGUUUCAGAAGACGAGAACCAGACACCGACCAGAGAGAAAGGAGAUACAAAAUAAAACAGGGAGGAACCAGACCUGUGCUUCUUCCUCUAUGAAAUGCAAGGAUCCUUUUUCUCCCCAUGACGUUGGGGUAGAGGAGAGAAGAGAGCUAAAGUUUGGGUUGCUCUGACGGACGCUGCAUUUCAGUUCACUACUGUGUAUGAAUCCAGGUGUGCCUGAAAAAAUACUAGUGACUUUUUCCACAGAAGGAGAAACAAUUUUCAGUGUUAGAAAAUGAAUUUGUAAAAAUCAAAAACAAAGUUUAAAGACAAAAAAUGCAUUAUACAGACUUUGUAAGCUAGAGCCGACACGUUUUAGAUAAUGUUUUAUUACUAAAACCUUGGGUCAUUUCUUUUUAUCAGUGUUAUCACUCUUAUUGUAACCUUUAAAAAGCUGUACAGUUGGGAGAGAUUUCUAUACCUUUUUAUUGCCAAUGAACAAAAAAAAACAGUAUUUUAUUAAGUUGGAGGAAAAAAAGAUCCUGUGCACUACAAGUGGCUUGGUUUACUUAUGGCUAUAACAGUUCUGUGUUGUCUACCCUUCAGUAUUAUCGCACUAGACCUACAGUAUACAGCGUCAGCACGUUAGCUGAUAAUGUUAGCAUACCUUUUGUUUGUUUUAUAUGGAUUGUGAGCCUUAAAGAUGAAAACUAUUGUGAGGUGAUGAGGGUUCAGCCAUGAUGAUGUUCCAGUAGUUGAUUAUUACCUUAUAGAAGAAGAAGACGUCAAGGGGAGUAUCGAAGUAGGUACAUAUGUCAGCAAUGAUACAAUGUUUUAAAUGUUUUGUUCGUACGUUUGUUCAUUUAAUAAAUCUGUUAUCAUCGUUACUGAAUCAGAUUAUGCAGAAGAAUAAAGAAAAACAUUCAUGAUCUAGGCCUAGUAAGUAGGGAUCAUUUCACCCUUAAGCCCUGAACCCUAUUCCCACUCCCAGCCUUAUGCAAAAAAAAUAAUACAUGAUGCAUAUCAAAAGUGCCAUUGCAUACUGCUGUU
Molecule: messenger RNA, 5291 nt
Organism: Coregonus clupeaformis (lake whitefish)
Lineage: Eukaryota; Metazoa; Chordata; Actinopteri; Salmoniformes; Salmonidae
Gene: zeb1b
Product: zinc finger E-box binding homeobox 1b
Exons: 9
Coding region: 748-4320 (1190 amino acids)
Biological process (GO): regulation of transcription by RNA polymerase II; anatomical structure development
Molecular function (GO): RNA polymerase II cis-regulatory region sequence-specific DNA binding; DNA-binding transcription factor activity, RNA polymerase II-specific
Source: RefSeq, a predicted model, not a curated record